Molecule: messenger RNA, 5800 nt
Organism: Phyllopteryx taeniolatus (common seadragon)
Lineage: Eukaryota; Metazoa; Chordata; Actinopteri; Syngnathiformes; Syngnathidae
Gene: acsl3b
Product: acyl-CoA synthetase long chain family member 3b
Exons: 15
Coding region: 343-2478 (711 amino acids)
Biological process (GO): long-chain fatty-acyl-CoA metabolic process; long-chain fatty acid metabolic process; neuron differentiation
Cellular component (GO): lipid droplet; endoplasmic reticulum; plasma membrane
Molecular function (GO): long-chain fatty acid-CoA ligase activity
Source: RefSeq, a predicted model, not a curated record
GAACCGCUACGACGUAAUCCAGUCGCUUCCGGGCUGGAGCGCUCCCCUGCCUGACGCUAAAAUGUAUCAUUUUACCCAAUUUUAUGCGGGUUUUAAUUAAAUCCUGAAAUAUUGACUUGAAGCCAGACACACGGUGCUUUUAGAUGGCGUCAACAUAAUGUCGGAACUUCGCACUGAAGGAUAGCAGGAGCCGAUUCAAUCCGGCAGAAGCGCAGGCGUAGCGGAUGAGGUCGGGCUGACUCCCUUGCAGAAAGCAACCACAACCUCCAACCUUCAGCCACAUCUGCAAGACUUAUUUUUGCAGAAGUCUGCUUCUCCUCUUUGUGACUUUUUCCUCUUAAGAUGAAGCUAAAGGAGGACAUCAACCCCCUGCUCCUGCAGGUGUUCCGCUCUGUGGUCUGGGUCUACUCAGUGAUCACCUUCAUACCCUGGUACUUCCUCUCCGGGGCCGGCAACAACUUGGAACGGGCACGGCGCAUCAAAGCGCGCUCAGUUAGCGGACACCCAGCCGGGCCGUACAGGGCCAUCAACAGCCAACAGGAGCUGGUGGCGUGGCUGCUCCCAGGGGUGGACACGCUGGAUAAAGUGUUUGAAUAUGCAGCCAAGAGGUUUCCCCAGAGGGACUGUCUGGGCACAAGGGAGGUGCUGAGUGAGGAGGAUGAGCUCCAACCCAACGGGAAGAUCUUCAAGAAGGUCAUUCUCGGGAACUACAACUGGCUGUCCUACGAUGAGACCUACCAGGCGGCCAGGACAUUCGGAAGCGGUCUGGCGGCUCUUGGCCAGAAGCCUCAGUGCAACAUUGCCAUCUUUUGCGAGACCAGAGCCGAGUGGAUUGUGGCAGCGCAAGCCUGCUUCAUGUACAAUUUCCCAUUCAUCACAUUGUACGCCACUCUCGGACCCUUAGCCAUCGCCCACGGUCUGAACGAGACUGAGGUCACGCACAUCAUCACCAGUAAAGACUUGCUGCAGAGUCGUCUCAAGGCGAUAUUGUGCGAUAUUCCGAGGCUGCAGUAUGUCAUCGUGGUCGACAAGAAGCUGUCGAGCUGGCAGGACAUCCCUAGAGGCAUCACGAUCCACAGCAUGGAUGCUGUUAAGGAGAUGGGAUCCAGGCCUGAAAACUUAGCGAGAGACCGCAGACAGCCACAGUCGUCGGACAUUGCCGUCAUCAUGUACACCAGCGGCUCCACGGGCAUCCCCAAGGGUGUCAUGAUCUCCCAUGGCAACAUCAUCGCCGGCAUCACUGGGAUGGCAGAGCGAAUCCCCAACCUCAAUGAAACGGACACCUACAUUGGCUACCUGCCGUUGGCCCACGUUUUAGAGCUCAGUGCCGAGCUGGUGUGCAUCUCUCACGGCUGUCGCAUCGGCUAUUCCUCCCCGCAGACUCUUGCCGACCAGUCCACCAAAAUAAAAAAGGGAAGUAAAGGAGACACUAGCAUGUUGAGACCUACACUCAUGGCCGCUGUACCGGAAAUAAUGGACCGUAUUUAUAAAAAUGUGAUGACAAAAGUGGAGGGCAUGAGCAAAUUGCAGAAGACGCUUUUUGUGCUGGCAUACAACUACAAGAUGGAGCAGAUUUCCAAAGGCUACAGCACGCCUCUCUGUGACAGUCUAGUGUUCAAGCGGGUCCGGGCGCUGCUGGGUGGCAACACACGGGUGCUGCUCUCAGGCGGAGCUCCGCUGUCGGCCGCCACGCAGCGCUUCAUGAAUAUCUGCCUGUGCUGCCCCGUGGGGCAAGGCUACGGGCUGACAGAGACCUGUGGAGCCGGCACCAUCAGUGAGGUUUGGGACUACAGCACUGGACGGGUUGGCGCACCGCUUGUUUGCUCAGAAAUUACGCUCAAGGACUGGGAAGAGGGUGGAUACUACAGCACGGACAAGCCUAACCCGCGUGGGGAAAUCUUAAUUGGUGGACCCAACGUGACGAUGGGUUACUACAAAAACGAAGACAAGAACCGAGAGGACUUUUUCGUGGAUAGGAAAGGCCAGCGAUGGUUCUGCUCCGGAGACAUCGGAGAGUUUCACUCUGACGGAUGCCUCAAGAUCAUUGACCGCAAAAAGGACCUGGUAAAACUACAGGCUGGCGAGUACGUCUCUUUGGGAAAAGUGGAGGCCGUUCUGAAGAACUGCCCACUCAUAGACAAUAUUUGUGCCUAUGCCAACAGUGACCAAUCGUACGUGAUCAGCUUUGUGGUGCCUAACCAGAAACUGCUGAUGGCGCUGGCGGAGCGGUUGCAGGUGCGGGGUACGUGGGAGGAGAUUUGCAACAACCCCCAGAUGGAGAAGGAAGUACUGCGCAUCCUCACAGAGGCCGCUAUCUCAUCAAAACUGGAGCGGUUCGAGAUCCCCAAAAAAGUCCGGCUGAGCGCAGAACCCUGGACACCAGAGACUGGCCUGGUUACGGAUGCAUUCAAACUGAAACGCAAAGAGCUCAAAACGCACUACCAAGAAGACAUUGAGAGGAUGUACGGAGGGAAAUAACAUGCACACGCACUUGCGCACAUAACUAAUACACAACUGGUUCCGAAGCCCCCCCAAAAGGUAAGCUUGGGGGUGGGUGCGUUAUGCUUUUCAUCCGCACACAAGACAGACCCCGGCAAUGAUCAAGACACAGAAAGAAUCCAGCCUGUCCCUUCUACCUUCUAUACAACCAGUGACUCGCACUCCCGAGCAGCUCUUAGUGAUGGAGUUGCCGUGGCAACCAAGGCCACGCACGGACUUCUGCACGAAGGGAAACCAAUAUCAGCUUUGGAUGUACAUGGUUCAGCGUCUGCGGCCCUCCUAUUUCUCGCUCCUCCUCGAGGCGCCCACUGCUGGUACAGCUUGGCCAAAAUAAACUAGGGGCAAAUAUGGUCAUAUGAGCUGCACCUUAUGGCAGGAUCCCUUGUGGGUGUUUAAAACAGGUAAAUAUGGGGUUAUAAAAUCUUUUUUUUUUUUUUCCCCCCGUCUUUAUCAACAGUUAAUAGAAUCACCAAUAGUGAGUGAGAAUGCAAAAGGUCACGGUUUCCCAACCUUAGCUGAGCCAAUGCGCAUAUUUUAUAUUUGGAAAACACCAACAACACCACACAAGAAUGACAAACAAAAAGUAAUUGUGAUUUUAUUCGGUUCAUCGUAUUUUCACAAGAAUGGCAAAAAAAUUAUAAUUGUGAUUUUAUACGGUUCAUCAUAUUUUUACCAAACAAAAGAAAAUUCCAAUUCGGUGGCGGUAAACAGUUACAUUCCAGUUGACGGAUAUAAGUGUCCACGGCAGUGAAUGAGUUAAUUGGUCCAAAAACUAUUUACUACUACUAAUAUAUUUUUGUUCCUCUAUCUAUGCCCACGACAUAAAGUGACAGGCAGAACAAUUAAAUGGUCGUUACACUUUUUACCCACUUUUUGUGAUGUUAUUGCUCAGGUGUGCUGUAUUUUUAUAAUGUAAAAUAUGUGCUUUUGCUCAAAGGUUGGGAAACACUACACUGGCUUAACAAGUUUAUGAAAUAAGCAGUUCAUUAGUUAUUAGUUAGUAUAAAGAAUUUCAGGGUUCUUGCUCAAUACUGGAAUGAUUCUUUUUUUAGUUUCCUAGUAGAGUCCAGAUUUUUGUGCCCUUUUGUUGCUUGUCUUUUUUUUGUUGGUGGAGAAAGUGUUGCAAAGCCAUGAGAGAUCAGUCGGAUGUUUUUAUGUAUUCAUUGGAGGGUUUUAUUCUUUUGACGUGUAUUUUUUUUAAUCACUAUUUUCUGUGAUUGUGUUUUGUAUGUUUCCUUCCCCAAAUGACUCAAAGAUGACUGAACAAAUUUUUAUACUCAUCCCAAAGUUUGUUUACUUGAGUACGCGUUUACCGAUUUGACAACAGCCUUCUUGUCUACUUGGCGUCCACUUGGCUCUCGGGUCUUUGUGGUGUCGGUUUUGCACCUGUGUGCUGCUAGUUUGAUUCCACUCCAAUAUGAGAAACCCCGUCUAGACGGUUCAGAAACUAUGGCGUCACGAUGUUACUCUUGUCAUGAUGCGCCCUGUCGGUUGAGGCUUACAUAGUAUUUAUCUUCCUCUCUCGCUGUGAUGUGCACUUGACAGGUUGGGACUGAUUAACGUUAUCUUCGCAUCAUGAUGCGCCUUGUCGGGUUGCAGCUAACUUAAUGUUAUAGUCGUCUCGCCAUGAUGCGCCUCAUCGGGUUGCGGCUAACUUAAUAUUUUGUGUUCCUCUCAUCAUGAUGCACCUUGUCGUAAUGCAACUAACUUAUUCCGUUAACGUUCUUCUCAUUAUGAUGCGCCCUGUCGGGUUGGUGAAAACUUACUAUCUUCGCGUCAUGAAACACCUUGUGGGGUUGAUAGUUUAGGUCCCUCUCGUCAUGAUAGACCUUGUCGUGACAUGACUAACUUACUACGUUCCAUUCCUCUUGUCAUGAUGUUCCCUGUCGGGUUCUGGGUAACUUAAUUUUAUCGUUCUCGUAACGAUGCGCCCUUGUCGGAGGGACCAACUUACUGUGUCAUGUUCCUCUUGUCAUUGUGCACCUUGUUGAGUUGUGGGUAACUUAUGUUAUGCUCUUUAUCAUGGGGCGCCCUGUCGAGUUGUGGCUAGUUUCUUAUGUUAUGUUCUUCUCGUCAUGCUGCGACUAACUUACUACGCUAUGUUCCUCUCAUCUUAAUGCGCCUUGAUGGGUUGCGGCUAAGUUUACCUUCCUCUCAUUAUGAUGCCCCUUGUCGGGAUGUAGCUAACCUGUUCUAGCUUCCUCUCAUCAUGUUGCACCAAGCUUAUUAAACUGUUCAUUGCUUCAUGAUGCGCCUAGGCUAGUUGCGACGAACUUAACUAUGUUAGGUCCCUCUCAUAAUGAUGCGCUGUCAGGUUGCAGCUAACUUUUGUCAUGGGUUAACCUGUUGGGUUGCAGCUAACUUACUGCAUUAUGUUCUCGUCAUCAUGAUGCCCCCUUGUUGAGUUCCGCCUAACUGGGUUUAUUUUCUGCUCGUCAUGGUGCACCCAUUCAGCUUACUAUGCCGUGGCGAGCUGCAACUAACUUACUAUGUUCCUGUCGUCAUGAUGCGCCUUGUCGGGUUGCGGCUAACCUAUUUUAUCGUCCUCUCAUCAUGGUACACCCAGUUGGGUUUUGGCAAGCUUACUAUGCUGUGUUCAUUGCUUCAAGCUGCGCCUUGGUUAGUUGUAACUAGCUUAAUAUGUUAAGAUUCCUCGUCAUGAUGCGCCUUCUCGGGUUGUAACUUAAUUGUUGUAUUCUCAUCAUGAAGCGUCUUGUCAGGUUGAGAUUAGAUUGCUGUUAUGUUGCUCAUCUUCAUGCACCUUGUUGGUUUGUAGAUGACUUACUAUGUUAUCUGUUCCUUGUCGUGAUGCAUCUUUACAGGUUGUGACCAUUUUACUACAUUGUGUGCUUCUAGCCAUGAGGCGCCUUUCCAGGUUGCGGCUAACUUAUCUUAAAUUCCUCUUGUCAUAAUGUGCUUUGUUAAGCUGCAGCUUCACCACCAAACUAUAUUCAAGUCAUGAUGCACAUUGUCACAUUGUGGAUAACUUUCUUAGAUUCUUCUCGCCAUGAUGGACCUUGUGGCGUUGCUGCAAACUUGCAGCAUGAACAGUUCUCUUACCACCACCAAAAUAUUUGAGUUAAAGUUACCAAUAAAGCAAUUCAGCAUCAUUUAGCUCACAUUCAAUGGGAUAACACCAGUAAUAUCUUGUAGCAUAAGUGUUGAAUGGAUGUCUCCAAGGGAAUGUACUGUAGUUAAUUUGCCUUUCCUUUGUUGCCUCCCACAUUUUCUUUUUAUUUAUACGUUUAUACUCUCUCCUCAUGCAUUUUUUUUUACCUGUGAAUAUAAAUAAUACAAAUGA